AGUACCCAAUCCACGUGGUUUGACAGCUAAACAAAGAUGAUGCCAGGUUCAAAGAUAGUUCUUCCAAGCUCUAAUGUUGAUGAUUAUACUGCAACAGCUCUUCAUAGCACAAUUACUCGUAUUGUGAACCCUACAAGUGUGAAGGAUGCAAGCAGCAAAGAAAUCUACAAGAUUGAGAAUUGUCCGAGUUGGUGGCCAAAAGAUGUGCUGUUUUCUUCUGUGUUAGUGCCCAAGGCUGUCACGAAUGGUAUCACAGUUGUACACCUAAGAAAGAUUUUAGCAGAUUUCUUGGAGAAAUGUCCUGAGCAGUACAUAAUAUCACCUCCAGUUGAUCAGCAAAAUUCUGACUCGACAGUUGAAACUGACCAACCAGAAGACCCUGCAGUUGGUACAAAGAGAGCCUGUAUGGGCCCAAAGAUAGUUCUUCCAAGCUCUGAUGUUGAGGAAUAUACUGGAAACGUUCUUCAGAACAUAGUUUCAAGUAUUUCGAAGCCUAAAGGUUGGAGUGGCGGCAGGAACGCCUAUACGAGUACUGAUCGUCCAAGUUGGUGGCCAAAAGAUGUGGUGUUUUGCUGUUUGAAAGGGUCAAAGGCGAUGUCAAAUGGUAUCACAGUUGUACACCGGAGAAAGGUAUUGGCAGCUUUCUUGGAGAAAUGCCCUGAGCAGUACACAAUAUCACGUCCAGUUGGUCAGCAAAAAAACUCUGCUAUACAAAAAAGUUUUGGUACAAACAGCUCAAAAAUAAUUCUUCCAAGCUCUAAUGCUGAGGAAUACAUUGGACUCUUUCUUCGUAGCACCGUUUCCCAUAUUGCGAACCCUAAAGGUCGGAAGGGCGGCAGCUUCUACAGGAAUAAUAAUUGUCCAAGUUGGUGGCCAAAAGAUGUGGCGUUUGUUCCUUCAGAUUAUAUCAAUGCUGUAAACCAGAGAAAGAUUGUGGCAGCUUUCUUGGAGAAAUGUCCUGAGCAGUACACAAUAUUAUCUCCAGUUGAUCAGCAAAACUCUGCCUCGGCAUUUGAAACUGACCAACCAGAAGACCCUGCGGUUGGUACAAAGAGAGUCAGGAGGAUGCCAGGCUCAAAGAUAGUUCUUCCAAGCUCUGAUGUUAAGGAAUAUUCUGGAAACUUUCUUCGUGACACAAUUUCAAAUAUUGCGAACCCUAAAGAUUUGAUGAUCAGAAAGUGCUACAGUAGUGAAAAUUGUCCAAGUUGGUGGCCAAAAGAUGUGCCUUUUUGUAUUCUGUCAGGGCCCACAGUUUCCGACCAGAGAAGAAAGGUAUUGGCAGCUUUCUUGGAGAAAUGUCCGGAGCAAUACACAAUAUCACGUCCAGUUGAUCAGGACCAGCCAGAAGACCAACUCAUUGGUACAAAGAGAGCCAGGAGGAUGCCACGCUCAAAGAUAGUUCUUCCAAGCUCUGAUGCUGAGGAAUAUUCUGGAAAAAUCCUUCGUGGCACAAUUUCACGCAUUGUGAACCCUGAUGGUUGGGGUAGGGGAAAUAUCUACACGAGUGACAAUUGUCCAAGUUGGUGGCCAAAAGAUGUGGCGUUCACUCCUGCGACAGGGCCCAAGGCUAUCGAAAAUGGUAUCACUGCUGAACACCAGAGAAAAAUUUUGGCAGCUUUCUUGGAGAAAUGCCCUGAGCAGUACACAAUAUCUCCCAAGAAACGGCUACUCAAUCCCACCUCUUCCCCACUCGUUGGUGAUAAGCAACCAGUAAGAGAAGUCAGCCCACAAAGUUCCUCUGAAAGUGAUCAAGAAGAGCCUGUAGGAAUGAACCAAACACCACCUACUGGAGCUAAUCGUACUCGAUCAGUAGGAGCCACAAUCAGCACUGCUGCACAACAUGCAAGCCCAAAGCUUAUCCUACCCAGCUCUUGUGCAAAUGACUAUUAUCAACCUGCUCUCAUUUCGCUACUUCAAAAGAUUUUAAAUCCCCAAAGUCAUAACUUCGUAUACUCCAGUGCUAAUUGUCCCAGCUGGUGGCCGACUGAUGUACCAUUCACUAGGGCAGAAGAUAUGAAAGCUAAAGACAGGACAAAAGCACUGACAGCUUUCUUGGAGAAUUGUCCUGAGCAAUACACAAUAUCACCUCCAGUUGAUCAGCAAAAUGUUGUCUCGGAAGUUGAAACUGACCAACCAGAAGACUUCCUCAUAUAUGGCGAUGAAAGUUCAAAUGCAUCUGAUGAAGAAAAUGCUAGCAUACCAAGUGACCCCGAAGAUCUGGUGAAUAGUCUAGAGCAGCACCUUCUGGAUUCUAGGAAAAGAAGGCUCGAGGCUGAGAGGAAAGUUGAGGAGCUGACGGAAGAAGUCAAACGUCUCAGAGAAGAAAGGAAGUUCAUAGGUUCUAUUGUGAAACGAUCACGACUCCACUAGUGUUUAGUCCCUCAUUAUCCUCAUACCUAACUGUCUAUGAUAUUAUGUUGUAAAAUCAAAGAUGGUCAUUCAUCCACAGUGUAUUCAAUUUUCAACUUG
Halichondria panicea is the source of this 2469-nucleotide messenger RNA. RefSeq lists its product as uncharacterized. Lineage: Eukaryota; Metazoa; Porifera; Demospongiae; Suberitida; Halichondriidae. Bases 37 to 2370 code for a protein of 777 amino acids. The record is from RefSeq and is a predicted model, not a curated record. The transcript is spliced from 19 exons.